Molecule: messenger RNA, 723 nt
Organism: Dujonia railenensis
Lineage: Eukaryota; Fungi; Ascomycota; Pichiomycetes; Serinales; Debaryomycetaceae
Source: the annotation of a GenBank genome assembly
AUGACUGACAAAAUUAUUUUACAUCACCUUCUGCAUUCAAGAUCGGAAAGAAUCGUCUGGUUGUUAGAAGAACUUGGAAUUCCAUUUGAAAUUAAAGUUUAUAAAAGGAAGAACGGCCGUGCUCCAUUCGAUUGUAAGGAAGUUCACCCAUUAGGUAGAUUUCCAAUCGUUGAAAUUUAUAAAGAUGGUGACACUAGUAAACCUUCAAGAAAGUUGACUGAAACUGGUUACAUCAGUAGUUACUUGGUCGAGCACUACGACACGGAGAAGAAAUUGAUUCCUGACAAUGAGGAAGACAGAGAACUAGCAAAGUUUUAUAGUUACUAUAGUGAAGGCUCAGUGCAAUACCUCUUACUUGCUCUCAUGAUAAACGGCUUGGUUGUUGCUGGUAUGCCAUACGGACUCAGUUACCUUGCUGGAAAAGUCACUGGAUUGAUCAACAGUGUCUACUACUUAGGUGAAGUUAAGAACCACUUCAAAUACUUAGAUGAGCAAUUGAAAGCCAAGGGUACUGAUUUUUUUGCGGGUGACAAGUUGAGUUACGCGGAUAUUAUUUUGAGUUUCCCACUUUAUGACAACACUUUCUCUAACCCUGAUAAGGUCAAGACAUUAAUUGGUGUCGAUGUAGAAACUCAGUAUCCAUAUCUUUACAAGUGGUCAAAGAGAAUUGAAGCCAACACCACCAGACAAUCUGUUGCUGAUAAAGUCAAGAAUAAGCUUUAG